Molecule: messenger RNA, 654 nt
Organism: Arctia plantaginis
Lineage: Eukaryota; Metazoa; Arthropoda; Insecta; Lepidoptera; Erebidae
Source: the annotation of a GenBank genome assembly
AUGCUCCCGCCGCCGCCGCCGCCGCUGCCACAGGAGGAAAAUAAUACAUCUGAGACAAGAGCGAUCGCAACGCAGGGUCUUUCACCAGCUCGGCCGCGGCCGAGCGCCCUCGGCCGUCGCGGCGGGCGCUCGGCGCGGCGCGGAGGCGGUAAGCGGUACUCACGCGACUCGGUCGGCGUGCGGCAACAGUGCGACGACGAGUGCGAGCAGCAGCGGCGCGCGGCGGGCGCGCGGCCGGAGCGCGCUCAUGGCGCUCGUGUGGAGUGCGGGCGGCCGGGGUGGCGAGCGCGGCGCACUGCCGCCUUGCCGCCCUCCGCUACCGCCCGCGCCCGCGCGCCGCCCCGCCCCGCGCCGCGCCCGCCGCCAUCGAUCGCGCCCCCGCGGUACUUCGCCGUGCGACCUGAGGGCGGAGACACGUCUUUUAGUCCGUCUGCCCAUUUGUGGCAUGUGUUCAAACCUCUUUCAAACUACUAUUAUGUCAAAGAUGAUUCGCUGUCAGUGUCACAAGCGAGAAUUUCACAUUUGUCAAUCAAUUGUUACAAAAUAAAAACAGAGUGCGGGCGGUGUCAGGCCGAGAAGAGCGAUCGCAGCACGCUAGGAAGCGUUGCGGGCGCAUCAGGUGCAGUGACAGCAAGCGCUGGGCCCAUCAACUGA